AUGCUGAUUAUUCUGACCACAAUCCCAGGAGUCACUGGUGUGCUGCUGGUCCUCAUCCUCUUCCUGAUGUUCAUAUCCUCCUCCUACUGUGUACGCAUGUCCAACUAUGAGAUCUUCUGGUACACACACAACCUCUUCAUUGUUUUCUACGUCAUCCUGAUGAUACACAUGGUUGGUGGAGCUCUAAAGUAUCAGACCAACAUAGAGGCACACCCCCCUGGUUGCUUCAGAGCCAACCAGAGCAGCACCGAGCAGCAGGGAGAUGAACUGGACACGAGUGAAGAAGAGGAGAGGCGAUGCAACGAGGACGCUCGCUUCCAGCCACAUUAUCCCCAGACGUGGCUGUGGGUGUCUGGUCCUCUCUGUCUCUACUGUGUGGAGCGUUUCUACCGCUACAUCCAGAGCCGUGACCCUGUUACCAUAGUGACAGUCAUCAGGCACCCUUGUGAUGUCGUGGAGUUGCGCAUGCUGAAAAAGAACUUCAAA
This is a messenger RNA of Maylandia zebra (zebra mbuna), 486 nucleotides long. NCBI's taxonomy places the organism in Eukaryota, Metazoa, Chordata, Actinopteri, Cichliformes, Cichlidae. The record is from RefSeq and is a predicted model, not a curated record.